CGUUUUAACCAAACAUCCGGUUUUCUCCUUUUUGCGUUCCGGCAGGUCCCACCUUUCUUUCUAGUCCCUGGACCUGUCCAUCCGUCAGGCCCUCGUCUCUCCCACUCCUCCUCAGCGCGCGGGACUAGCGCGGGCUUCAGCGACGGGAGCCCUCGAGGGACAUGGCAACUCCGGCGGCGCCGGCCGGCGGCGCCCGAAAUGGGGCUGGCCCGGAAUGGGGAGGAUUCGAUGAAAACAUCCAGGGUGGGGGCUCAGCUGUGAUUGACAUGGAGAACAUGGAUGAUACUUCAGGUUCCAGCUUCGAGGAUAUGGGUGAGCUGCAUCAGCGCCUGCGUGAGGAAGAAGUGGAUGCUGAUGCAGCUGCCGCUGAAGAAGAGGAUGGGGAGUUUCUGGGCAUGAAGGGCUUUAAGGGACAGCUGAGCCGGCAGGUGGCUGAUCAGAUGUGGCAGGCGGGGAAGAGACAAGCCUCUAGGGCCUUCAGCUUGUACGCCAACAUCGACAUCCUGAGACCCUACUUUGAUGUGGAGCCUGCACAGGUGCGAAGCAGGCUCCUGGAGUCCAUGAUCCCCGUCAAGAUGGUCAACUUCCCUCAGAAAAUCGCAGGUGAGCUCUAUGGACCUCUCAUGCUUGUUUUCACGCUGGUGGCCAUUCUCCUCCAUGGGAUGAAGACGUCUGAUACCAUCAUCCGGGAGGGCACCCUGAUGGGCACAGCCAUUGGCACCUGCUUCGGCUACUGGUUGGGCGUCUCGUCCUUCAUUUAUUUCCUUGCCUACCUGUGCAACGCCCAGAUCACCAUGCUCCAGAUGCUGGCGCUGCUGGGCUAUGGCCUCUUUGGACACUGCAUUGUCCUGUUCAUCACCUACAACAUCCAUCUCCAUGCGCUCUUCUACCUCUUCUGGCUGCUAGUGGGUGGACUGUCCACCCUGCGCAUGGUGGCAGUGUUGGUGUCACGGACUGUGGGCCCCACACAGCGGCUGCUCCUCUGUGGCACCCUGGCGACCCUGCACAUGCUCUUCCUGCUCUAUCUGCAUUUUGCCUACCACAAGGUGGUAGAGGGGAUCCUGGACACACUGGAGGGCCCCAAUAUCCCACCCAUGCAGAGGGUACCCAGAGACAUCCCUGCUGCACUCCCUGCUGUUAGGCUUCCCACCACCGUGCUCAAUGCCACAGCCAAGGCUGUCGCGAUGACCCUACAGUCACACUGACCCCACCUGAAAUCUGUGGCCAGCCCCUUUGCCCCCAGCUGUGAUGCGGAGGAAGAUUAAAGGACAGUACUGAUGCCAUGUGUCUCUUUGAUGGGGUCUGCAGCUGCCACAGAGCUGUAGCCAACUCGAGCACCUCCCUGAUGCCUGUCGGGCUUCUGAAGAGCAUAAGGCCAGGAGCUCCUGGCCAGGACUGCAGGGCCCUGCAGCCAGUGCAGAAAGUGGGUCAGCUCAUCUGAGGCCCUCUCACCACCCACCCCUUCCUUCCUCUUUAUCUCUCCCACAUUGUCUUGCUAAAUAUAAACUUGGUAAUUAAAAUAUUGAUUGAAGUCUGGAA
Messenger RNA from Phacochoerus africanus (Common warthog), 1539 nucleotides. It is a transcript of the gene YIPF3, whose product is annotated as Yip1 domain family member 3. Gene Ontology annotation, cellular component: Golgi apparatus. The record is from RefSeq and is a predicted model, not a curated record. Lineage: Eukaryota; Metazoa; Chordata; Mammalia; Artiodactyla; Suidae. The transcript has 9 exons. Bases 162 to 1205 code for a protein of 347 amino acids.